This is a messenger RNA of Paramecium tetraurelia, 348 nucleotides long. RefSeq lists its product as uncharacterized. Lineage: Eukaryota; Ciliophora; Oligohymenophorea; Peniculida; Parameciidae. The record is from RefSeq and is a predicted model, not a curated record. The transcript has 2 exons.
AUGGCUGAACAGCAAUAGUAAUUGUUUCUAAAAUAAUUAACUGUCAAUGUGUAAUCUCUCCAAAGAUAUAUUCAAAAAGAAACAAAUGAAUAAAGAGAGAAAUGCUAUCAAAUUUAUUUGUAAUCCAAUGAAAAUUAUGAUGAAUAUUACAAAUGCAUUCAGUAAUUGCAAACAAAAAGAAAGACAGUUGAUCGCACAUAUGAAUCAAUGGUUAAGUAUUGGCCAUUUUGGACUCAAAAUUGUUUUGAAAAUUCAGAAACGAAGGAUUAAAUUUUGAACUGUUAGAAACAUACAACAGAAUCUUUAACCAAUUUUUUAUAGAAUUCAAUCAAUUAAUUAUAAAUUUGA